AUGGAGGCAGCAGCAGAUCCUGUGCUGCUGCAGCAGCAGCAGCAACUGCAUCAGCAGCAGCAGCAACAGCUGCAGCAGAUACAAGAUAAAGUUCAACAUGCACCACCUCUAGAUACACUUGUUAAGCUCUGCGUUACACCCGAUCAGGCUACUGCUGUUAUAGCUUUCCUCGACUGUCUAUGCAGCUGCAGCAGCUUCCGCAGCAAACUGCAGCAGGAUUCUUCCCAGCAGCAGACAACAGCAGCAGCAACAACCACUGCAGGAGCAGUAGCUGCUGCAUAUCAAACUGUCGCUCUCACUGCAGCAAGAGGAAGAGGAAAGUCUGCUGCGCUGGGACUCGCUGUUGCUGCUGCUGCCGCUUUGGGUGUAUCCUCAACUUUUGUAUGCGCGCCGUCUGCUGAGAAUGUACAAACCCUCUUCGAGUUCGUACAAAAGGGGCUGGUGGCGAUGGGUCUGCGGGAGCAGAUAGACUUUCAGGUGUCUGUGGAGACAGUCGGGACGGGGCGGAGGGGCCCCCGGGGUGCAGAUGUAUCAGGGGCCGGCUCAUCGGGUCUGUAUGAGCGGCAGGAGGUUAAAGCAAUAACACAAAUUGAGGUGUACAGACAGCACAAACAACGCAUCAAAUUCAUCUUCCCCCAUGAACACCAAACCCUCAUCAAUGCUGAUCUCCUCGUUAUUGAUGAGGCUGCCAGCAUACCCCUUCCCAUUGUUAAGAAACUAUUAGGCCCAUACACAGUGUUGUUAGCCUCAACAGUGAAUGGGUAUGAGGGGACAGGGCGUUCUCUGUCUCUGAAGUUGUUAUCUGAUCUUCGUCGGGGUUGUCGGGGGCCCCCUGGUGAUGGAGGGGACAGGGGCCCCCGGAGACAGCUGAAGGAACUGUCUCUUUCUUCUCCCAUUCGUUAUGCUGCUGGAGACGCAGUAGAGCAAUGGCUUAAUGACCUUCUCUGUCUUGAUUGCACUGAGGCACCGGCAUUAGACCCAGAGGUUGCAAUUGAAGGGGCUCUGUCGCGAGGGGCCAUCCGAGAGGCCCUCGGCAGAGGCCUUCGGCCCGCUGGGGACUUGCUGCCAUGGACGCUGGCCCAGGCAUUUGGAGACGAAGACGUGGGGCUCCUCACAGGAGCGCGGAUAGUAAGAAUUGCCGUUCACCCCAGCCUGCAGCGGAUGGGGUUUGGGUCUGCUGCUCUGCAGCAGCUGAUUGAUUUCUUUGAGGGGAAGGGACUGUCUCUCCAGGAGCCACCUGAGUUCGCAGCCUUUGCCCAAACCAAACAGAAGCAGCAGCAGCAGCAGCAACAGCAGCAGCAAAACGGGAAGGGGAAGAAGAAGAGAAAGGAAAGAGUAUCCACCUUAGAUGCGGAUAUUGAAGACCUCGAUGCCGAGGCGGGGGCAUCUGAAGAGGAGACAGAAAAGGAGACAGAUGAGGAGACAGAGAGUGAGGGAGAGGAAGAGUCAGAGGAGACAGCAGCAAAAGCGAAGAAGCAUAAGAAAGAGAAGGGGGCUUCUAAGAAGCAACCAGCAGCAUCAGCAGCAUCAACAGCAGCAGGAGACGGUGCUGCUGCUGAAUUGUCUCUACGGGAGAAGGAGGAGGAGGAGGCGGUGCUGCUGCUGCUGCUGCUGCUGCUGCUGCCUGCUGCUGCUGCUGCUGCUGCUGCUGCAACGCCAGCGGAGAAGGAGACGGCAACAAGAAGGGAAGAGAUAAGACGCAGGGGACUCUUUGGAGGCAUCGAUGCAGAUGCGGAGACACCAGCACGAGCAGCAGAUGGUCAGUGGGUACAUCUCUUUGCUGCUGACUUCCGCCGUCGCUUCGUGCAGUUGCUGGGGGGCCCCUUCAGGCGUCUCCCUGUCUCUUUGGCCCUCGCAAUCGCAUCGGGGGGCCCCCAGGCCCCUGAGGGGCCCCCAGAUGGCUUCCUACCCCCGCUGGAUGCGCAGAAGCUAUUGAAUUUCUUUACUCUUCAUGAUUUAAGCCGUCUCCAUCAAUAUGCACAACAGCUAGCAGACCUCCCCCUUAUAACAGACUUAAUACCUGAGCUCUGCCUUCUUUACUUUACCCAAAGACUUAAACAUCUACACCUCUCCUUCCUACAAGCAGCCACGUUGCUAGGACUAGGGGGACAAAGGAGACCGCCGGAUGAACUUGCGGAGGAGUUUCGGGUGCCUGUACACCAAAUUUUGGCUUUGUUUAACAAAGCGGUUGUGAAGCUGCACCAGCACCUGCAUGGUUUGCUUGUGGCUGAAGAAGCAGAGAAUUUCACAAAGGCGUCAACGCGGAGAGUGGCAGUUAAACAAGGGGUGGCUGUGGGGUUAGGGGGCCCCCAGGGGCCCCUAGGGGAGGAACAGCAAGCAGCAGCAGCAGAAGUGCUGCAGCAGCAAGCGCUGCAGCUGAAGAAGAUCAAGGAGGCCCUGGGGCCAGAUGCUGUGGAGAAGUAUGGGGUCAGCCACUUCACUGAGGAAGAUAUCGCUGGGGCUACGAAGGGACGCGAGGUGUCUGGUGAGGUCCUCAAGUGCCUGCAGGAGGAGACAGAGAGACAUAAGUAUAGACAGGAGGAGACAGAGAGACAUAAGUAUAGACAGGAGGAGACAGAGAGACAUAAGUAUAGACAGGAGGAGACAGAGAAACAUAAAUAUAGAGAGAAGGGAACAUAG
This is a messenger RNA of Eimeria mitis, 2640 nucleotides long. RefSeq names its product UPF0202 family protein, putative. Gene Ontology annotation, cellular component: 90S preribosome; nucleolus. NCBI's taxonomy places the organism in Eukaryota, Apicomplexa, Conoidasida, Eucoccidiorida, Eimeriidae. Gene Ontology annotation, biological process: rRNA acetylation involved in maturation of SSU-rRNA. Gene Ontology annotation, molecular function: tRNA binding; 18S rRNA cytidine N-acetyltransferase activity. The record is from RefSeq and is a predicted model, not a curated record.